AUGGAAGUGAUCCUUUUUGUGCUUACAUUAUGGUUGGUAUCAAGUAUUCCAUUAAAAAAAGAAAACCAAUUAGGAAAAGCUCAAUUAAACAGUAAAAACUUACAAAGGGUAGAACAAGUAUUUGUAAACUUCAUAAAAAUGAUAAACACAUUAUUUCCUGAAGAUGAAGAGUUAGAGAAUACCUUUCUUAUAAUGCGAGAGGGUAUUUUUGUUUUACAGGAAGAUUCAAACUAUACAAUGGAAGAAAACCAGAAAAAAAGGAUUAUUGAAAGACUUACUGAAAAAGUCAAAGUUCUGAUAAGUAUGUUUGAAAAAGAAAGUGAGUCAGUAGACUUUAUCAAUAGGAGAGUGAAAAAUAUUUUUGAAAAAUAUCAAGGUGUUAAUGGUUAUCAAUUAAAAAAGCAACCAUUUGAUAAAAAAAAAGAUGAAUUAAAUCAAUUAACUGAACUUGAGAAAAGAAAAGUUGAACAACAUAAAGAAAGAAUAGUAUUAGAGAUUCCUGAUAGUGUAUUGAAUAUUAUUAAUGAAAUAGAAGAAAUAGAAGAGCCAAUUGAAGUUGCGUUAAUACAAGUGAAAAACAAACUCAUACAAAUUCUAAAAAAUGAAACAAGAGUUAAAGAAUUAGUUAUUAAGUCAAAACAAAAAGAAAAUAAAGUUAAGUGUAACAAAUACUCAAGAAUCAAUCAGAAUAAAUCAGUUAUUCAAAUUUUAGUUAACCUGUUUGUGCGUUCAAUUAAUAAUUUCCAAAGGUCGUUAAAAGAAGCUAUUCACAAGAGAGUAAAAGAAAAAGAACUUGCUCGAAAACAAUUAGAAAAAGAACUUAGUUCAUUACUUAGUCAUAUUAUUACUAAUAUUCAAGCUAUUAUAAAAUUUGUGAAAAGUAGAUUAGAAAUAUUUGGUUCUAAGACUAUCUUUUAUAUAAACACCCAAGUAAAAAACAAGACAAAAGAGUCACUCAACACAAAAGAAGUCAAAGAGAAAUAA
Entamoeba nuttalli P19 is the source of this 984-nucleotide messenger RNA. RefSeq lists its product as hypothetical. The transcript has a single exon. The record is from RefSeq and is a predicted model, not a curated record. Lineage: Eukaryota; Evosea; Mastigamoebida; Endamoebidae. Bases 1 to 984 code for a protein of 327 amino acids.